This is a messenger RNA of Phoenix dactylifera (date palm), 3773 nucleotides long. Its product is annotated as calcium-transporting ATPase 5, plasma membrane-type-like. Gene Ontology annotation, biological process: calcium ion transmembrane transport. Gene Ontology annotation, cellular component: intracellular membrane-bounded organelle; plasma membrane. NCBI's taxonomy places the organism in Eukaryota, Viridiplantae, Streptophyta, Magnoliopsida, Arecales, Arecaceae. The record is from RefSeq and is a predicted model, not a curated record. Gene Ontology annotation, molecular function: P-type calcium transporter activity; calmodulin binding; ATP binding.
UCUCGCUCCCGUUGUUUGUGGUAAGUCGCCUCUCCGAAGACUCCGCGACGAGAGACCGGAUUAGCGGAGGAGGAGGAGGAAGAAGAAGAAGGCAUCCUUAUCGAAAGAGAUAGAUGUUACAUUAAAAGAAAGAAGAGAAGAGAAGAGAAAGGAGGAGGAGACGAAGGAAAGAGGGAGGAAGGGGACCAGAAGGAAGGCGUUUCCUCCGCCCACCCUCGCCCCCGCUUCCCACACCUUCAAGAUUCGGUGGGCUCGGUGUCAUCUCUCCUGCAGCAGGACGACAGGAUGGAGCUGCGAUCGCCGGGACGGUACCUCCGGCAGUACGAUGAGGAGUACGGCGGCAGCGAGGUCUGCACAUCCAGCGAUGACUUCGAUAUCCCGGCCAAGAACGCCCCCGUCGAGCGCCUCCGCCGAUGGAGGCAAGCUGCCCUCGUGUUGAAUGCUUCUCGUCGAUUUAGAUACACAUUGGAUCUAAAAAGGGAUGAAGAAAAAGAACAAAUAAGGGGGAAAAUUCGGGCUCAUGCUCAAGUCAUACGGGCAGCAUAUCUUUUUAAGGAGGCCGGGGAAAGAGAGCCACCAGAUAGUGUUGGAGGAAAGACAAUAGCUCCUGUUGGUGGUUUUCAAAUUGGAGUGGAGCAGCUCACUGUGAUGAAUAGGGAUCAUAAUUUUUCGGCUCUACAAGAAUAUGGGGGGGUUAAAGGGCUGUCAGAUAUGCUGAAGACCAAUAUUGACAGGGGAAUUAGUGGAGAUGAUGCAGAAUUAUUGCAUAGAAGGAAUACAUUUGGGGCUAACACAUAUCCUCAAAAGAAAGGAAGAAAUUUUUUGGUUUUUUUAUGGGAAGCCUGCCAAGAUUUAACCCUUAUUAUCUUGAUGGUAGCUGCAAUUCUAUCUCUGGCACUGGGCAUACAGACAGAGGGUUUAAGCGAAGGAUGGUAUGAUGGUGGUAGCAUUGCCUUUGCUGUUAUUCUUGUUGUACUCGUUACAGCUAUCAGUGACUAUAAACAAAAUCUUCAAUUUCAAAAUCUGAACCAGGAGAAGCAAAAUAUACAUUUGGAGGUAAUCAGAGGUGGUAGAAGAACUGAAGUUUCAAUAUUUGAUCUCGUAGUUGGUGAUGUUGUUCCUCUUAAAAUUGGAGAUCAGGUUCCUGCUGAUGGCAUUUUACUAUCUGGCCAUUCUCUCGCCAUUGAUGAAUCUAGUAUGACCGGAGAAGCCAAGAUUGUUCACAAAGAUCAAAAGGCCCCAUUUUUGAUGUCUGGUUGUAAGGUUGCUGAUGGCUAUGGUACCAUGUUGGUAACCUCUGUUGGAAUCAAUACUGAAUGGGGUCUAUUGAUGGCCAGUAUUUCGGAGGAUAAUGGUGAAGAAACUCCUUUGCAGGUGCGCUUGAAUGGUGUUGCUACUUUCAUUGGUAUAGUUGGCCUGACAGUUGCUGCUGCAGUUCUUGUAGUCCUCCUAGCUAGGUACUUCACUGGGCAUACAAAGAAUCCUGAUGGAACUGUUCAAUUCAUAAGGGGACAAACAGGUGUAAGAGAUGCAGUAAAUGGAGCCAUUAAGAUCUUGACUGUUGCAGUGACAAUUGUGGUUGUUGCGGUGCCUGAAGGGCUUCCACUGGCUGUGACCUUGACCCUUGCAUACUCAAUGCGAAAGAUGAUGGCAGACAAGGCCCUGGUGCGUAGGCUUUCAGCUUGUGAAACCAUGGGUUCAGCAACAACAAUCUGCAGUGACAAGACUGGAACUCUGACCCUGAAUCAGAUGACUGUUGUGGAGGCAUAUGCUGGUGGAAUGAAGUUAGAUCCUCCAGAUGAUGUUGAACAGUUGUGUGAUAUAUCUCCUCUACUGAUUGAAGGCCUUGCUCAGAAUACAACUGGUGAUGUGUUUGAACCUGAGGAUGGUAAAGCUAUUGAGGUUUCCGGCUCACCCACAGAAAAGGCCAUCCUUUCUUGGGGGGUUAAGCUGGGAAUGAAGUUCAAUGAAGUGAGAUCUAAAUCUUCAAUCCUUCGUGUCUUUCCUUUCAACUCAGAUAAAAAGCGAGGAGGUGUCGCAGUACAGCUGCCAGACUCUAGGGUUCACGUCCAUUGGAAGGGGGCUGCUGAAUUAGUGUUAGCCUGUUGUUCCAGUUGGCUUGCUCUGGAUGGUUCGGUUCAACCAAUGACCUCAAACAAGAUGAACGAAUUUAAGAAGUCAAUUGAGGAUAUGGCAGCAGUUAGCCUACGCUGUGUUGCGCUUGCAUAUAGACUGUAUGAUCUGGGAAAAGUUCCAAAUGAGGAACAUAGAGACACCUGGGAGUUGCCUGAUGAUGAAUUGAUUCUGCUUGGUAUUGUGGGGAUAAAGGACCCUUGUCGUCCAGGGGUAAUGGAUGCUGUGAAAUUAUGCACUAAAGCAGGUGUCAAGGUGCGCAUGGUAACUGGAGACAACAUCCAAACAGCAAAGGCCAUAGCUUUGGAGUGUGGGAUACUUGAUUCAGAUGACAAUGCCACUGAACCAACCGUUAUAGAAGGAAAAGCAUUCCGUGCCUUGUCUGAAACAGCAAGAGGAGAAAUUGCUGAGAGGAUAACUGUAAUGGGUAGGUCGUCUCCCAAUGACAAACUUUUACUUGUCCAAGAAUUAAGAAAAAAGGGUCAUAUAGUUGCUGUGACUGGAGAUGGCACAAAUGAUGCUCCUGCAUUACAUGAGGCAGAUAUAGGUCUUGCAAUGGGAAUUCAGGGGACAGAAGUUGCAAAAGAAAGCUCGGACAUCAUCAUAUUGGAUGAUAAUUUUGCAUCAGUAGUCAAGGUUGUCCGGUGGGGCCGUUCUGUCUAUGCAAAUAUUCAGAAAUUCAUCCAGUUCCAGCUAACUGUCAAUGUUGCAGCCCUUGUAAUAAAUGUGGUUGCAGCAGUUUCAUCUGGCGAUGUACCUUUAAAUGCUGUACAGCUUCUUUGGGUCAACCUCAUCAUGGACACGCUUGGAGCGCUUGCAUUGGCAACUGAACCACCAACAAACCGGCUUAUGAACAGACCCCCUGUUGGUCGAAGGGAGCCUCUCAUUACAAAUAUCAUGUGGAGAAAUUUAAUAAUACAGGCUUUUUAUCAAGUAGCUAUCCUCCUUGCUUUCAACUUUGGUGGCAGGAGUAUCCUGCAUAUGAAGGAUGAUACUGUAGAACAUGCAGAAAAAGUGAAGAAUACCUUUGUAUUUAAUACAUUUGUCCUAUGCCAGAUAUUCAAUGAGUUCAAUGCUCGAAAACCGGAUGAAAAGAAUGUUUUCCGUGGAGUCACAAAGAACCACCUCUUCAUGGGGAUAAUUGGAAUAACCGUUCUACUUCAGGUUUUGAUAAUCGAAUUCCUUGGACAUUUUACUUCAACUGUCAGGCUCAAUUGGAAGCUGUGGCUGAUCUCAAUUGUUAUAGCUUUUGUAAGUUGGCCUCUGGCUCUUCUUGGGAAGUUCAUACCAGUUCCUGAGGCUUCUUUCAGAUGCCGGAGGAACCCCCAACACCAAGAUGAGAGGGCCGACAGGCAGCGAGAUGACAACAAUAUUUGAUAUGCAGCAGCUGUUCAAAAUGUGGAUAUUUUGCUAAACUGCCUAGCUGUCGCAUUCUUGCGUCAUAUAGUGAAGAGCAUAGCCCUGCUUCUAAUAUGUAUAUUAAUUGAACAAAUGGUUCUACUUCGCUCUUAAGCGAGUGCAACUCCUUUGUACGGGGCGACAUCUAACAUAUCUCAAGGUCUAAUAUAUGUAACAAACAUUCCAUGUGCUUGCAUAAAGCUAGUCACAGAUCUCCCAUCCGUUUAUAGUUUUGGUUAUUA